AUCUUCAUGUUUGCUGCUUGAGGACGACGCUGUGAAGAAUCCUCCGUUCGCCUCCCCUGUAGACGAUCCUCUUGCGCAUUAGCUCUUUUUCCUCCCCUGCGGUACUGACGCUUCAGAAGUCUUUCCUGCAAUCUCAAUCGAAGUGGGUUUUUCGAGAAUGUUUAAGAAGUUUACAGCAGAAGAUGUUUCUUCACAAAAUCAAGUAAAGGCAUCUGUGCAACGCAAGAUCCGCCAAAGUAUUGCCGAUGAGUAUCCAGGUCUUGAACCAGUGUUGGAUGACUUGCUUCCAAAGAAGUCACCCCUCAUAGUUGUGAAAUGUCAAAAUCAUCUGAAUUUGGUUUUGGUGAACAAUGUGCCUUUGUUCUUCAAUAUUCGGGAUGGACCUUAUAUGCCAACGCUUCGCCUUCUUCACCAAUAUCCGGAUGUGAUGAAAAAAUUUCAAGUGGACAGGGGUGCAAUCAAGUUCGUUCUUGCUGGUGCAAACAUAAUGUGUCCUGGUCUUACUUCCCCUGGUGGUGUUUUGGAUGAUGAAGUGCUGGAAGAAACUCCUGUGGCUAUAAUGGCGGAAGGAAAGCAACAUGCACUUGCAAUUGGUUUUACAAAAAUGGCAGCAAAGGACAUAAGAGCUGUAAACAAAGGUAUUGGUGUGGAUAACAUGCACUAUUUGAAUGAUGGACUUUGGAAGAUGGAACGACUAGACUAAGGUGAUUGAGCCAAUCAAUAUUAUUGAUGAAUGAAGUGAUUGAGUGGUAAGAUACCGUUGGUUGUUCUCUUUCAAAAGUAAAUGCUUUCCUUGUCUUUUGUAAUUUACAAAUGCAAAAUAUUUAUGUAACACAAUAUCAAGAGGCAUCUUGUUGACAUGAAUAAGCACUUUUUCUUAUAUGAAAGAUAUACAAAGGCUGUAGACUCA
Messenger RNA from Nymphaea colorata (pocket water lily), 910 nucleotides. RefSeq lists its product as uncharacterized. The record is from RefSeq and is a predicted model, not a curated record. Gene Ontology annotation, molecular function: RNA binding. Gene Ontology annotation, biological process: formation of translation preinitiation complex. Bases 158 to 703 code for a protein of 181 amino acids. NCBI's taxonomy places the organism in Eukaryota, Viridiplantae, Streptophyta, Magnoliopsida, Nymphaeales, Nymphaeaceae. The transcript is spliced from 8 exons.